Molecule: messenger RNA, 1240 nt
Organism: Trichoderma atroviride IMI 206040
Lineage: Eukaryota; Fungi; Ascomycota; Sordariomycetes; Hypocreales; Hypocreaceae
Biological process (GO): cellular response to oxidative stress; carbon utilization; cellular response to carbon dioxide
Cellular component (GO): cytoplasm
Molecular function (GO): zinc ion binding; carbonate dehydratase activity
Source: RefSeq, a predicted model, not a curated record
UGCGCCCUCAGAAUCAGGCUCAGGAGCGUGGCCUCAGUCAGUAAUUUCCGCGGGCAGCAGAAAACACCUCACCGCCAGGGCCAGCAGCAGCAGCAGCAGCUCCUCCGCGCCAUCACUAUCCAUCACUAUCUGCCACUAUCUAUCUGGGCGUCACGCACUCGUUCAACCCGCGGCAUAAUCAUCCGACCCCCUGCCCUCAGUCGUCUGUCGUCUCGCCACCUUUCCUUUCCAGCAGACGCGAUGCUGCCGAGUCGAAUUGGAGGCCAGCCCCUGCGCAUGGCCGCGUCCCGACCCCGGGUUGGUCACCGGCCGUCGUCGCUGACCAGCUCGCCGGCGCGCUCAAAUACUGGCGGAAGCCGCUCGGUUUCGUCCUCUUCAUCCGCCAAUCCUUCUGGCACCGCAAAAGUCAAAGUUGCUCCUCCUCGUUUGCCCGGCAUGUCUGAAGACGACCACGAUGUCGAGAAGUACCUGCGCGAGAACCACCAGCGCCUCUUUGAGAACAACAAGAAAUGGGCCGCCGACCGGCUGCAGCAAGACCCCGACUUCUUUUCUCGCCUGGCUGCCGGCCAGUCGCCCGAGUAUCUCUGGGUGGGAUGCAGUGACUCUCGCAUCCCCGCCGAGCAAAUCACUGGCCUAGAGGCCGGCGAGGCCUUUGUCCACCGAAACAUCGCCAACAUGGUCAUCAGCACCGACCUCAACGUCAUGAGCGUCAUCAACUAUGCUGUCAACCACCUCAAGGUCAAGCACAUUGUAGUCUGCGGCCACUACGGCUGCGGUGGUGUCAAGGCCGCCAUGACGCCCAAGGACAUGGGCCUGCUCAACCCCUGGCUGCGAAACAUUCGCGAUGUCUACAGAAUCUACGAAAAGGAGCUGGAUACCAUCACCGAUGAUCACCAGCGGUACAACCGCCUGGUCGAGCUCAACGUCAUCGAGCAGUGCCGUAACAUCCUCAAGACUGCAGAUGUGCAGCACUCGUUUGAAACGAACCGAUUCCCCAUCAUUCACGGCUGGGUCUUCAACUUUGAGGACGGCUCUAUCAAGGAUUUGCAGGUCGACAUGAAGCAGAUGCUGGGUAACAUCCAGAAGAUUUACAACUUGACCGAUUAAUACAAUUUUCAUCAUUAUUGUCACCUCUCUAUUGUAUCCGUCUCUUUUACAUGUUUUGUGUUCUUGUAUAAUAACUAUUGAUGGCUUGGACAUCCCUGCAGAUGUCAGGAAGGAAUGAUAUUAUUUUUCUACU